Messenger RNA from Alligator mississippiensis (American alligator), 6111 nucleotides. RefSeq names its product ankyrin repeat and fibronectin type-III domain-containing protein 1. Gene Ontology annotation, molecular function: protein binding. Lineage: Eukaryota; Metazoa; Chordata; Crocodylia; Alligatoridae. The coding region runs from base 461 to 4549 and encodes 1362 amino acids. Gene Ontology annotation, biological process: establishment of mitotic spindle orientation; signal transduction; regulation of establishment of bipolar cell polarity. Gene Ontology annotation, cellular component: spindle. The transcript has 24 exons. The record is from RefSeq and is a predicted model, not a curated record.
GCCCGGGGAAGCGGCGUGUGGAGCCACCGGCCCGGCCCGGCCCGGCCCGGCCCUGCCCUGCCGCUGCCGCGCUCCGGGGUCGGGGCCAGUUUCCUGCCUUCCCGCCCAGCUCGGCGGCGCGAACAUCCCGGGCGGGAGGCGGCGGAGCAAGUGAGCCAGGCGCUGGAGCAGGCAGGCAGGGAGGGAGGGAAGGAGACGUGGGCAGUGCUUUAAAGCGCUCCGUUAUUUAUUUAUUUUGUUAGUUUUAACUGUCGCUGCCUCUUCUCCCUCCCCCCCAAAGAGGAGGGAGGAUCGCACACGCCUGCCACAGCAGAGCUGGAAAGGAAGAUCAGGGCUGGCAUUUCCCAGCGGUUCUGCACCUGAAGUGCUCAUGUGGCUGCCCAGCUGCUCCAGCCAAAGGCAGAUUCCUCUGGUCAUGUGAUGAAGCCUGUCUAACUAUGGUGAAGCUUGGAUCUGCAUCAUGGCUCAUGAUGUCUCUGUUCACAAGAAUCUGGCAGUGCUUUCUGUGGAACCUGUGAGUCCAGAACCUGAGAAGAGAGGAAGCAUGGACCUUGUCAAAGGAUCACUGGAUAGAAAACUGCAACGGCCUCUCCUAGGGAAGUCACGGACACUUCCUAGCAUCCCUCAGUCACCUGUCUUAAGCAGGGUUCCUCUCCUGGAUUCAAAAUUGUACAGAGAAGACAUGCCAGAGCAGAAGCAGUACAAGAACCACUCUGCCUCCGACUGCCAGAAAGGGUGCACAGUGCCCUCUACUGGUGAGGCCUGGCGACUGGAAGACGACUGUAUGGACUCUGUGGGGGACCCUGCCCUCCGUCCACAGCUCCGCACUGCCGUGGAUGAGGCUCCUUUCAGCUACUUCCGUACGCGGUCCUUCUACAUGAGGAAAAGCCUGUCUGUGGACAACCACCUGAGCUCCCUCAGCUACUCCAUCCAUCCCUCAGAGACAAAGGCUGAGCGUGUCAAGACCAAGCUCCGGAGACAGUUUAGCCUGGGGUCAGCAGACAAGAAGGACUUUUACCAACAAAAGUCUGAGAGCAGUUUCUCUAAGUUUGCCCAUCGCUUAUCAGUUAAGCAGAAGCAGGAGAAGAGGAGGAAAGCUGAGUAUGUCUCGGCUGAGCUGGCCGCCUUCCGUCCCAGGUCUCUGAGCAUUGAAUGGUCUUCCUCACCUAAAAUGACACAGCAGAUGAGGGACCUCCAGCUGGCCCAAGCCAGGAAGCCCCCAGGCCCUUCCUCCCCCAAUGCUGCCAAGAGACUUUACCGCAACCUUUCAGGGAAGUUCCGCGUCAACUACACGUCGUUCGAUGAGGGCAGCUUGGUGGGGAAGAGCGAGAAGGAAAAGCUGCGCAAGUCCUACCUUUUUCAAGGCAAUGCUGCUCUCUUUGAGGCUGUUGAACUGCAGGAUCUGGACAGAGUACAAGAGCUGCUGAAGCAGUACAGCCCAGAGGAGCUGGACCUUAACACCCCUAACAGUGAGGGGCUCCUGCCAUUGGAUAUUGCCAUCAUGACCAACAAUGCACCCAUCGCCAGAACCCUGCUUCAGGCCGGGGCCAAGGAGAGUCCACACUUCAUGAGCUUGGAGAGCCGUGCCCUUCACCUGUCAACACUGGUACGGGAGGCAGAACAGCGAGUCAACGAGCUCACAGCUCAAGUGGUGAACGAAGCCCCCAACACGGACUGCUCUGAGAAGGAGAAGCAGCUGAAGGCCUGGGAAUGGCGCUACCGGCUGUACAAGCGCAUGAAAGCUGGGUUUGAGCAUGCACGUGUGCCAGACCCACCAGCUAACGUUCACCUCUCCGUGGCCAGUAGCACUUCUGUGCAGGUUACCUUCUGGGAGCCCCUCAGUGUGAACUCAGCAGUUGUCACCAAGUACAAAGUGGAGUGGAGCUGCUCCCCAACCUUCUCCCCGCCUGUGGGGGAGGCUGUGAUCGACAAGCUGAGGAACCUGCACUUCACCAUCCGGGGGCUGGUGUCGGGCACAGCAUACUAUGUCCAGGUGUCUGCUUACAACAUGAAAGGCUGGGGACCCCCUCAGGCCUCGGUGCCACCCUUUGCAAUCCCCUCAAACUGGCGUGAAUAUGAUGGGAGAGCACCAAGACGAAGGGGACAGGCCGAAGCCUUGGACCAUCUCCUCAGCCAGGUGAAGACAGUGCAUCAGCACUGUGUCUGCCAUGAACCCUGCAAGAACCAGCCACAGAGCAGGAAGCACUCUGUCUCAAAGAGCCUUAAGCACCUCUUCCACCCUGGCAGCAAGUUCCUGAAGACACUGAAAAGGGGCCUGUACCUGGCAUCCAUUUUUUACAAAGAUGACAACAUUCUAGUCACGCAUGAAGAUCAGAUCCCUGUGGUGGAGAUUGAUGAUACCUACUCCUGCCUGCUCAUGCAGGACUUCCUUUGGUUCACCAAGGUAUCUUGCAUGUGGGAUGAGAUCCUGUGGCUGCGUCAGUGCGUCACUGUCUCCCAGUCGUCCUGUUCCUGCAUCUUGCAAACACGCUUCAAGAUGCUGCUAGCCAUCUCGCAGAUGCAGGGGCUGCUGGGAAUCCAGGACCUGGGACAGGCCUUCUUUGAGCCAGUCAAAGACAAGCAAGGCAACAUUCUGAUCGUGACCCUGAAGGAGGUGAAGACGAACCAGACAUUUGAGAGUGUCCGCUGGGUUCCCGUCUCCAAGCUGCAGGGCAGCCGCAAGUCUGUCUCCUCCCCUGAAGAACCUACAGCCCUGGACAUAUUACUGAUCACAGUACAGGACAAGCUGGCUUACCAUCAGAGAAGCAGCCAGGCCCUUGCCCCAGGUCUCUACCUGGGCUACCUAAAGCUCUGCAGUGCUGUGGACCAAAUCCGUGUGCUAGUGCCCGACCGGUUGCCCAACAUCCUGUGCCAUGUGAAGAUACGGUCUAAUUCCAACAUCUCCAGGGAGGAGUGGGAGUGGCUGCAGAACCUGGCCAGUGCGGAGGAAUCCAUUCCCACAGAGCCAGAGUCUGAGACUUCCCAGAACCUCUUGUAUCAAGAGCUCCAAGUGGCCAUUAAGGAGCUGAUGAACCUGGUCAACAUCCCACUGCAAGAGGCCAAGGAUUUCCGUCUGUACAGCCAAGAGGUGCUGGACUUCGGGGGCCAAGUCUCUUUUCUCCUGCUGAUGCCUCCAUCUGAUGAUGUCUGCACUGCCCCAGGCCAGAACAACCCUCACACUCCCCGCUCUGGCUUCCUCACACUGCCUCUCCAGAUCUUUGAGCUAGUUCACUUUUUCACAUAUGACCGGGAGUUCAUCACUCAGUAUUGUCAGAUGUCUGCACUUUUGGAGCUCGAGUCACUUCUCUCACAGCAGAGCCUUAGGGAGGCCUUCUCAGACUCCGAACUAACCACUGCUAAACAGAGGCAUCAGCAGGUUCAGGACUACAUACAGCAAAUGGAGGAAAUCUGGCGUGAGAUGCGCUGGAUUAUGGAUGCCCUGCAACAUGCACGGUACAAACAGCCAUCCUGUGGUGUGCCCCUCACCUGGUUCCUCCAUGAAUCCACCAGUGCAAUGAAGGAGAAAACCCAAUCCACCUCCUCCCACCUGGAUUACCUCCCCUCACCUACCCCCUCUCCAGAAACCAGCCGCAAGCUCAAUUCCGAUUCCCAUGGGCUCUCAGAUGAGGAGGGUUCCUCGGAGGUGUUCCUGGCAACAGACAGCGACUAUGAUUCUAGCAGGGCCCAAAGCCCCAAGGAGCUGGAUCUGGUUUAUUCAUCCUCGGGGCCUGAUUGUUGUGGCAGGAAAAUCACCCGGACCUUGAGGGACAGUGCCCCUGACGUCCUGCAGACCCAUGAACUCAAGACCCCACCUCUGCCUCCUGAGGAGCCCCGCCCACCCCCAGAGCUGUAUGACAGUGACUUUGUCCUGCCCAGCCGGCAGAUUGAACUCCUGCGCAUCACAGAGAAGCGUCAGGCUUACUGUGUCCGCACCAGCAGCCUGGACUUCCCCAAGCCGCUCUUCCAGGUGGCCCGGAAGUCCUGUCCUGGCUCUGUCGACAGCUCCCCAACAGAAACCAGGACAGCGGCCCACUGUGGCCUGCUCAGACUGGGGACUGGCUCAUCUUUCAGCCCGGAGCAUGGCCAAGCCAUCGAGAACUCUGAGCCCGUCUUCCGGACACGCUCAGCUGAGUGGACUCGCACCUUCCAAGAGACCCUGGAGCCAGGAUGCUUGACAAACCGGGGGAAGAAGCCAGACUCGAUCACCUUACGAGUCUGCCCUCAGUACGAAACCGGACUCUCCAAAGAAACCAGCAUCAAGUUACACAUCACCAACAAGACAUCAGCGGGGGAGGUGGUGAAGCUGGUGGUGCUUGAGAUGAAUGACAUCUCUAGGAACAUGCUGGGCAACGCAGAUGCCUUUUGCUAUGGUGAAGAGCAGCUGGACCACUUUGGACUGGUGUUCGUGUCAGACGACGCUGAGCAGUGGCUACCUGAUGACUUCUUGCCCAUUUCACUCCAAAACGCCUGGCUUGGGGGGCGGUUCUACGUCCGAAUCAAAGAGACAUCCCCUCUUUUGUUCCAGUAUGGGCCAGCAACCACAGUAUGAGAGGAGGAGAGUGGACCAGGGGAAACUUGAGGAACCUCAACUUCCAUUGAGCAAACAGCUCAUUUCCAAUGCUUCCUUCCUACCCAGACACCCUCCCAUCAGACGUCCACAGUGUGGAAUAGGAUCGUACUGGGCUGUGUGUUAUUUGUUUGUGUAUUUUUUUUUAACCAAAGACACAUCAAAACUCGUUUUUUAUGACUGCAAGAGAUGAGGGUGGAGCACAGGAGACUUCAGAGUCUUGGGAAUUGGUAGCUGGAAUGAAAUUUUUGAAAGUAAAUACUUGUGGGGCGGGGGAAGAGUGAGUGGGAAAAAUCACACACAAGAAGAAGCAGCAAUACAUAACUUUUUUUUUAAUCUCCAAGUUUGAGAAAGCCACAGAGAUUUCCAGGUGGUGUCAGUAGUGUCAGCGAGGAAAGGGGAGAGCUUGCAAAGACCUUGUAGAGAAGGUUGUUUUGUUAACUGUCCUUGUUUCACUGUACCUGGAGAAACACAAUAUUGCACAUCGUUCUUGGAACAAAAUGAUUUUUUUUUCUUUAAAAGAAUAGUGCAAGAGACACUGGAGCUGUGAGAGUGCCGGACAUACUUUUUACUUGUUUUAAAGGCAAAAGGAAACUACACACCACACAAACACCUACACGCACACACACAAACGUUGAUGUUGCCACCACAGGUUUGCUACAGGGCAACACGUACACCGCUCUUCAGUUUCCUUUCCUUUCUUGAUUGCUGUUUUGUUCUGGUGAUUGUGAUUGGCCUCUCUUGUAUGUCCAAUAGCAUGAUGUUUUGUUAACGACUAGGUCUCUUGUUAACUAAGGUUAUUUUUUGAACUCCUGUGGUCCAUAGUAAAGAUGGCUGUGCUGCUGCAAAUGUAUCAAGUUUUUCCUUCUCAUGGCCUGAAGCUUAGCGUGCUUUUCCUUAUCCUCUAUCACUGGGAUGAAAUUUUGAAUUUAACGUCUGGGUACCUCACUGCCAAUUCACCAGACUUAAAGAGACACUGUCAACUUAGUUGAGGUGAACAUUUAUAAAAAGUGUGCAUGUGCGUGCAUGCGUGCAUGUGUGGGGCAACAAGAUGCGAACAGAAAUCUCUCUCUGGUUUUGGAAUUAAACCACCUUCUGCAUCAUUGGAAACCCAAACAGUGUGUUGCUAGGCAUACAAAUCAGAGAAUGAAGACGGAGUAAUCAUACUGUGAAGCUUGUCUCACGUCAGGUGAGGAGGAAAAGGAUAAAAAGUAAUUUCAAUGUUAAAACUUUGCUUGGAGUAAUCAAAGGGGGAAUUGCUGACAGAAUAAGGACUUCACACACUCAAGAAAGGUUUUUAUGUUGACAGUGUCCCUUUACUAGCUGUCUGUCUUUCCAUGCCUCUCUCUAUAACUAGGGUAGGGUUCAGUCUCAUAACACACGUAUGUCUCUGGUCAGGCACAAAGAUACACUCGCAGUGCAGGGUGGGAGCCUUAAUGGAACCAGCUCUUUUGUUUUCCAAUGUUUUUUCCCUUUGUAACAGAACAACAGAUUUCAACAUUCUCCUGAAACAAAAUUCUGAAUAAAACCUUGUUUUAGGUCAA